Messenger RNA from Aphanomyces invadans, 1442 nucleotides. RefSeq lists its product as hypothetical. Gene Ontology annotation, biological process: carbohydrate metabolic process. Bases 69 to 1385 code for a protein of 438 amino acids. The transcript has 8 exons. Lineage: Eukaryota; Oomycota; Saprolegniomycetes; Saprolegniales; Verrucalvaceae. The record is from RefSeq and is a predicted model, not a curated record. Gene Ontology annotation, molecular function: hydrolase activity, hydrolyzing O-glycosyl compounds; chitin binding.
GCUCAUGAGCACGGCACCCAACGCAAGAGAGAGAAGGUAUAGUAGCCAGCGAGUCCCCGAGAGCGCCGAUGGACCGAACGAGCUACUAUGAUGAGCCCGAACGACAAACAGACGCGCAGCUACGAACAAUCCCAGUGUACUGCGUGCAGGAGAAGUUCAUGGCUUCCGACGAGGUGUCGUUCACGCACACGUGUCGUCAUAUUUGGCCGGUCAUCUUUGGCCUGGUAUUUCUCGCAACCUCGUCGUAUGGUGUCGGGUUCCUCGUCAAGACGUACGAAGUGGAUCCGUCGUACGGCAAUGUAACCAUGUCUGUGUUCCGAGAGGAACAAGUGCUUGGCGAGCAGUGCAGGGCCGUGGACCACGCUGUGCCGUGGAAAGAACUGAGUCGAAAGAUUCGCCAGUGCCGCCGCUUUGAAUACUACGAUCCGAUGCACAACGACUGCCAAGCGUGUCCGGCCCCGCAGCCCACAGACAAAGUGUUUGCCGUGUUUUGGGAAACCCAGAGCAAUUGCCAACAUCUCGUCGGCGAUCCGAACAUUCGAUUCGUGACGCACGUGAUGUGGUCGUUCUCAACUCUGCGCGACGAUGGCAGCGUCGAGCAAAAGCUGCAGUACUGGGACGAUAAUCACAUCAUGGACUGCAUCGCGCAACUUCGCAUGCGUUGCAUCAAGAGCAUUGUCGCGCUCGGCGGAGCUGACAAUCGAAACAUGUUUUUUGGCCUCCGCCAACCGGAAAACCUCCAACGAUUUGUCUCGUCGGCCGUGACGUUGGUGAAAAAAUAUGGCUUUGACGGUGUCGAUAUUGACGACGAGACGGCCAACAUGAUCAUCAACAAGGGCAAGUGGAAAGAUUACCAUGGUCAGACUGUGGUGGACUAUUUGACGGCGCUUCGAAAGGGCCUCGAUCAAGCUCAACUGCCCGACGAACCUCGGUACAUUUUGUCGUGGGAUGAGUUUCCCCAGUCGUGGACCAAAUCAGACUGCGAACUGUACAACUACGAUGACGGAUGGCACCGAUGCUGGGAGCCGCGUAUUGCCGACAUCGUCGAUUUCAUCAACAUCAUGUUUUACAACAUGUAUGGGUUCCCCACAUUCGGGAAUCCGUUCUUGGACCUCAUGGCUACGCAUUUGCCAGCGCUGGUCUUGCCUGCGAUCAAGGACCCGAAGAAAAUCAUUCUCGGGGCAUGCUCAGGUCAAGGGUGUGUACUUCCUCAACCGGAUGGCCAAGAGGUCAUGAAUGCUGGCAAUGGCUCGGCGUUCUAUGGAGGAACAAUGCUUUGGAGUGCGACAAUUGACAUUUUGCACGAAAAUUCGUCCUGUCUUCGUCGCAUGGGCCGCACGGGCAAUUACGGCGUCAAGAUGCCGUUUCGGGCCCCCCAUCCGUAGAUAAAAUUCUCAAUAUUCCAUCACGUAAAAGCGACAGAACGCGUUUUAGAGACUGCU